Messenger RNA from Setaria italica (foxtail millet), 2090 nucleotides. RefSeq names its product beta-1,4-mannosyl-glycoprotein 4-beta-N-acetylglucosaminyltransferase. The record is from RefSeq and is a predicted model, not a curated record. Gene Ontology annotation, biological process: N-acetylglucosamine metabolic process; protein N-linked glycosylation. The transcript is spliced from 2 exons. Gene Ontology annotation, molecular function: beta-1,4-mannosylglycoprotein 4-beta-N-acetylglucosaminyltransferase activity. Lineage: Eukaryota; Viridiplantae; Streptophyta; Magnoliopsida; Poales; Poaceae. Gene Ontology annotation, cellular component: membrane. Bases 480 to 1649 code for a protein of 389 amino acids.
ACCCCUCCCCGUCUCGCAUCGCAAAACACUUCGCCGCUCCUCGCACAAUCGCAUCGCAUCCAUCGACUCGUCUUUUGCGCUUCCGCCCCCGGCGCUCCCACGAAAUCCCGAACGAGCCCCGGCAUCACGCGGCAAGAAGAGGAAGAGGAGACCCGGACCGAGACGCGAGCACGCGGAAACCUCGAGGGGCCAGGACGCGAAAAGGGCGGACGCAGCCACGCGCGGCGGCGGUGGUCCGGCGGUGAGGGCUCUGCUCCCGGCGGCGGAGUUCGGGGUGAGGGCGGAGGAGCCGAUCGUCCGCGCCAUUGGGGCACACCCGCGCGGGGGGGAAGAGCGGGAGACGCGUGCCGUGUUGACCGGCUCCGCGACCGGCGCGCGCGGUUCGUGCCUCAGCGCGUGGCCCUCCGUACCCGCGGUUUCGGGGUGCGCCUGACGCGGCUGCUGAUUCCUCCUUCGUCCUCCUCGCCGUCCCCGGCGCGAUGGAGGCCGGCUACUGCAACCGCAAGAAGACCGACAUCUGUGAGGGCGUCUGCGACAACGAGUACGGUUCAAAGUCAGUUCUGAGCAUGACAAGGCUGAAGUGUGCACUGAGGGGAUUUGAUUUGAGGGCUCUUUUGAUCCUACUGAUCGGUGUUCCUAUUCUGAUCUUCGCCAUAUACGUGCAUGGCCAGAAGGUGACUUACUUCCUCCGACCGAUAUGGGAAAAGCCCCCAAAGCCCUUCACAAUACUUCCUCACUACUAUCAUGAGAAUGUCUCGAUGGGUAACCUCUGCAAGUUGCAUGGAUGGAAAGUCAGGGAGACUCCACGCCGUGUCUUUGAUGCUGUGCUCUUCAGCAACGAGCUUGACAUUCUUGAUAUCCGUUGGCACGAGCUGAGCCCAUAUGUAUCAGAAUUUGUGCUGCUUGAGUCCAAUUCAACCUUCACUGGCAUAAAGAAGGAUCUUCACUUCAAGGAAAACCGCCAACGGUUUGAGUUUGCUGAAUCACGGUUGACCUAUGGUAUGAUAGGAGGAAGGUUCGUGAAGGGAGAAAACCCGUUUGUUGAGGAGUCAUAUCAAAGGGUUGCUCUGGACCAGCUUAUUAAGAUUGCUGGCAUCACAGAUGAUGACCUGUUGAUCAUGUCUGAUGUUGAUGAGAUCCCAAGUGGGCAUACGAUCAACCUCUUGAGAUGGUGUGAUGACAUUCCUGAGAUUCUUCAUCUCCAGCUCAGGAACUAUCUCUACUCAUUCCAAUUUUUACUCGAUGACAAGAGCUGGAGGGCUUCAGUACACAGAUAUCGGUCUGGAAAGACCAGGUAUGCGCAUUUCCGGCAAACAGAUGAGCUUCUGGCUGAUUCAGGGUGGCACUGCAGCUUUUGCUUCCGCUACAUAAACGAUUUCAUCUUCAAGAUGAAAGCCUACAGCCAUGUUGAUCGGAUCAGAUUCAAGUACUUCCUAAACCCGAAGAGGAUUCAGCAUGUGAUUUGUGAGGGUGCUGAUCUUUUCGACAUGCUUCCUGAAGAAUACACAUUCCAAGAGAUCAUUGCCAAGCUGGGGCCUAUUCCAAGCACAUACUCCGCCGUUCAUCUCCCCGCCUAUCUGCUGGAGCAAAUCGAUCAGUAUAGAUAUCUUCUUCCUGGCUACUGCAUGAGGGAAACUGGCAGUGGCUAGGCUGCCACUCUGGUUUGCAUCAUGACCUGAGGUGCAGGGACGUUGCUGGCCGAUGUCCCCCAGGAGGAGGAACACCCUGCUGUUGCGGGGUUGUAUCUGAUGCGAUUGGCUGACUUAGUUGAGUGAUCGCUUGGCUGCUGGUUGAGUUCAUAUGAGAUUCUGUACCCGUGUAAUUCAAACCUUGGAAGGCCCUGACAGCAGCAUGGCUUCGAUGCUGCGUUCUUGUUUUGCGGAGAAGCUCAGCAGUGUGUGUGCUUAUUUAUACCACCUGAGUUUUUAUUCAUUGCUUCCAUGAUUGAUAUAUGAACUCUUAACUAUUGUAGAUUUCAUACCGAGCGAUAUUUCAGAUUCUUUCCUUUUCUCUCUCACUUCGUGCUGUACAAUACAAUGUCUUGACUUACCAGAUUACUGACAGUGGCUUUGAGUUCUUGCUCUUGCUCU